This is a messenger RNA of Thalassophryne amazonica, 3660 nucleotides long. RefSeq names its product CTD small phosphatase-like protein. The record is from RefSeq and is a predicted model, not a curated record. Gene Ontology annotation, molecular function: RNA polymerase II CTD heptapeptide repeat phosphatase activity. Lineage: Eukaryota; Metazoa; Chordata; Actinopteri; Batrachoidiformes; Batrachoididae. The transcript is spliced from 8 exons. Bases 507 to 1337 code for a protein of 276 amino acids.
CCUCCCGCUUCAGCUCCAAAAACACAGAAGCCUCCAUGUUGAACGGGGAGCGCACGGCUAAGUACACAAAUGUUACGGAACUUCAACGGCGUACUACCUACACUGGAUUUUUGUUUUUUUGUCGGGAGGGACAACAGCAAUUACCAGACUGGCUUCCGAGUAUUUUCAGCGCUGUUUCAGCCACGGCCUCACAUUUUGGAUAAUUGGAGAUAAUUUGCUAACUCAAGCUACUUGCUAACUUGAGCUAGUUAGCACUUGAACAUUUAUAUUGAAGCCAAGGAUAUUGUUUUUUCUUCAUCCCCCACACACAAAAGCUUGUUAGGAGCCAUGGACUUGAGUUUACAGCCAUAAAUGAGAGCUUUUGGGCAGCUUGCACUGAGGGCCGUGCUCGCUGGCUCCCGCCGCUGCGCUUUCACUUGGCUUUGUAAACAGCUAGCUAACAUUAGCCAGCGGGCUAAACCUGCGCGCCACUAGGAAGAACCAAAAGGGAAUAACAAUCAGUCUAAAUGGACCACAUGUCCAUUAUAACACAAGUUGCCAAUCCCAACGAGGAGGAAGUAAUAUCGUUUAACCAGGAAAAAGCUUCCCAGGCCAACAGCAGCCUAAAGAAGCAGAGGAGCCGGAGCAUCUUCAGAACAUUCUUAUGCUGCUUCCGCAACUACAAUGUGGAGCCACCUGCCACCAAUCCUAACACCAGCUCCCUGCCGCCACCUGUUGAAGAGAAUGGAACACCACCCAAGUGUGACCAGGUCGAGGUCAUUCCUGUCCCUAGUCCACCGGCUAAAUACCUCUUGCCAGAGAUGAAAAUAUCUGACUGUGGCAAAAAGUGUGUUGUCAUUGACUUAGAUGAAACCCUCGUCCAUAGCUCUUUCAAGCCCAUCAGCAAUGCAGAUUUCAUUGUGCCAGUAGAGAUCGAUGGUACAGUUCACCAGGUGUACGUGCUGAAGCGACCCCAUGUGGAUGAGUUUCUUCAAAAAAUGGGAGAGCUCUUUGAAUGUGUGCUCUUCACAGCUAGUCUUGCCAAGUAUGCAGACCCUGUGGCAGAUCUGCUGGACCAAUGGGGGGUGUUCAGGGCGCGACUCUUCAGAGAAUCCUGCGUCUUUCACAGAGGGAACUACGUCAAAGACCUCAGCCGGCUCGGACGAGAGCUCAGCAAUGUCAUAAUUGUUGACAAUUCACCUGCCUCUUAUAUUUUCCACCCAGAAAAUGCUGUCCCAGUCCAGUCCUGGUUUGACGAUAUGAAUGACACGGAGCUCCUGGACCUGCUGCCUUUUUUUGAGGGACUCAGUAAAGAGGAAGAGGUUUACGGAGUCCUUCAGAAUCUGAGAAGCAGGUAGCAGGAAACACUACAGCACCACCUAUGCUCAGUCCUUCUCUCUGUCGGUCUCUGUCUUUUUCUACUCAUCUGUCAGUCUCAGGCAGAUCCUCCCGCAGGCGCCCUUCUUGUCUCUGCCCCAAGGGGGCGCCCUUGGAGCCACACUGUGGAAACCCUGCGUCUCUCAUCUCCUGAGGAUUGGCUGCCUUCUGAGUGCCAUCAGAAAAAAAUAAAUCAACGAUCCCAGGAGCACCGUGUGUCUGUGACAACUGAGGACUAAUGGAAAUGCUUUAACAGCACCAUGACACUCGGCUGGUAUUGGACACAAAAUGCUCAGAGGAAUGAACUCUGGUCAUUAUUUUCAAACUGACAGACGAUGUUUACUAUUUGGUGAAGUGCUUAUUUUAAAACCAAAAAGAAAACGGAGGGGAAAGAAACCCGCAAUCCUUUGAAAUUUCUUUUGUAUCUCCACACAAAAGGCUGAAUUUUUUUUUUUUUUUUUAAGCUAUCAUUGCUAUGCAGGCAGUUUCUGGUCGUGGAAAAGACUGUGACUCUCUUUUCUUACUGAAGUGCCUUGUGUGAAUGCUGUUUAUACGCAGAGAUAUUUUGUAUAUGGCAGAUUUCCUGAGUACUUCAGUCUUUUCACAUAGUAUACUUUAAAGUGAACACAAAAGUAUCUUUAUACAAAAGUUUUACUUUAGUAGGUGAGGUAUUAUUAUUAUUAUUAUUAUUAUUAUUAUUUUUUUAGCAUUAAGCGCUGAGUAAAUGUCUCCAUUGUAUUUUAUCACCCCACAAUUAUGUUUGUGCCAUUAUAUUCAUGAUUUUUUGUUUCUUUAGUUAUAUGUAGAUUUAGCUAUUUGUUUUUUUUUUUGUUUGUUUGUUUGUUUUUAAGGUGUACAGUUGUGUCUGUGGACAUGAUUCACCAGCUGCAUGUUUAUCUGAAAGCUCAGAUAAAAUAACAUUGUGCCAUCUAAUGUCCUGUUUGUCAUUUUAAUGCCCUCUUUUUAUUUGCCAAAUGGGAAAAUGUUUUUUAACAUGCUGUAUAGCUUAAUGAUUUAACACUGUUAAACCAUUAGUAGUUGUACAAUAUAGUAAUAUAGCUUUUAUUCUUUUGACAAUUGUCAGUUUGUAUAUUUUUAAAGCUAUAAGGCCUGUCUUUGUGUUCAUUUUUCCCCUUCUCCCCCUCGUGACUGUGUUACUGCUCCCCCAACUGGGAAAAGUUGUGUACACAGUUGCAAAGGUACCCUUAUUUUGUUGUUCUAAAUGGCCUGGUAUCUCAGGUGCCAUGUUUAUAUUUUUGUUCAGUUUGUUUUGUUUUUAGUUAAUAUAGCAUAGCGACAGAGCCAGUCUGGACAGUGUUGAAACACCUGAUUUGCACACAGUGAUGGUCCGGGGUCUAAAAACCAGUGGAGAUGACACAUGUGGCGUUUACCUUCAGACUUUUCACCUCAGUGCCUACGUUUGAGAGGAGCCACGCAAACCGAAUGCUGCAACAUUUGCUACCAUGGCAAUAACCCCUUUUUAAGGGGGAACAGUUCUGUCCCAAGUCUUUGGGUUCGGUGUCGAGCGCACAUUUCUAGAGACAUGUAGGGGAUCUAAGUGUGCAAAUGUUUGUCUUUCACAUGGUGCAAUCCAAAAAUUGGAUUCAGGCAUGCAGGUUAAAUUGGUAGUUAUCUUGGAAGCAAAAUUGCCAUUUUUAGUGUGUUGAAAAUUAAACUAAUGCAAAGCAACUUUAAUGUUUUGUUGUAUAAGAAGAUUCAAAGGAUGGCCCUGAGUCCUCGGAGUGGGUGCUCAGUCCUGGUCCCUCACAUGUUUGGGGCCAGUUUGAAACAAAACACUACCGGACUGCAAGGCAUUGUUGCCUUACUCCCUGCGAUGGCUAAAACAACUAUUCUUCUUUAAUUCCCAUGGAACAGCCCCCCGAGUAUUUUUACAACCAUGUACAGAUUGUAAAACAGCUCUGCCAUAAAAUUAGGAACAGUCACGUGAAAACAGUGGAAUACAACAGAGCUCUCUGAUGCCAUCUAGUGGCCGUACACCCAAUACACCUCUUGUUUUUAUUGCUUGGUUUUAUUUGGUUUGGGGGCGGGGGCAUCAUGAUGUUGAACAGAAAACACCUACACUGCUACGUAAUUUAACGCUUUGGGGCAAAGUGAGAUGUUCUUGACUGUUGUAUAAGCGUUUGUGCUGGCAGUGAGAGUUCUGCUCACAAUGGUGGUUUCAGUGCAAUGUCUUUUUUAUAAGAAGUGUUUGCUCAACUCUUCUGAACUGCUCAAAGAUUUUCUGUUUCUGAAAAUGUUUAUCAUUGUGAUAUUUUUCUACCUUCCUGUCAGUAUUUGAUUUUU